Molecule: messenger RNA, 2819 nt
Organism: Astrephomene gubernaculifera
Lineage: Eukaryota; Viridiplantae; Chlorophyta; Chlorophyceae; Chlamydomonadales; Astrephomenaceae
Source: the annotation of a GenBank genome assembly
UUUCGCUCAAAAUGAUACAACAUGUUGAUCACCUUUCUUGUUACGCGUUGAUGCAUUCAUAACGACUGUACUAUCUAUUCUUGCAUGGCGCUCUUGGUAGGGCUUUACCUUGCACCCUUCCGGGUUUCGUAAUUAUAUACAAACUUAACACAGACUUUGUUGGGAAAGAUGGUUGGCUUUAUUCACCGACUGCUAGCGUCCGAUUGCGACAUCGAAGUAGAAGAACACGUUUUUAACCCAUACUACUUCGUGAUAUGCAUUAUACUGGUAAUAGUAUCAGGGAUAUGCUCUGGUCUUACUCUUGGACUGCUUUCGCUGGACGUCGUUGACUUGGAGGUGUUAAAGAGAAGUGGGAAGCCUCGCGAGCAGCAGUAUGCGGAGAAAAUUAUGCCCGUCAUCCGCAAUACGCACCACCUCCUCUGUACGUUGCUGCUCUGCAACGCCGCUGCUAUGGAGGCUCUCCCCAUCUUCCUGGAUAAGCUGGUUGACCCCGUCACUGCCAUUCUGGUGUCGGUCACCGCGGUGCUGUUCUUCGGGGAGAUCAUACCGCAAGCCGUGUGUUCCCGGUUCGGCCUGGCCGUUGGCGCCAACCUGGCCUGGCUGGUGCGGGGCAUGAUGGUGCUCACAUUCCCGCUGGCAUACCCGAUAGGCAAGCUGCUGGACUACCUGCUAGGGGCGGAGCACCACACGCUGUUCAGGAGGACGCAGCUCAAGGCCCUGGUGGACCUGCACGGGGCGGACACGGGGCUGGGCGGCAAGCUGUCCAAGGACGAGAUAAACGUCAUCACGGGUGCUCUGGACCUGACCCACAAGAUCGCCUUCCGCUCCAUGACGCCGCUGGACAAGGUGUUCAUGCUGUCGUUGGAGGAGACGCUAAACGACGCGGUUGUGGAGGCGGUGCUGGAGAGCGGUCACAGCCGCAUCCCGGUGCACCGCGGCACCGACCGACACGACAUCGUGGGCCUGGUGCUGGUGAAGGAGCUGCUGAGCACCGUGCGCAAGGGGGGGCAGGACGUGCCGGUGUCCUCCCUCAAGAUGCGGCAGAUACCCAGGGUUAGUGCCGCCACUGCCAUGUACGACAUGUUGAAGCUCUUUUCCAUCGGUCGUACCCACAUGGUGGUGCUGGUGCAGCCGGACGAGGAGCAGCUGGAGGAGAUACUGGACGAGGUGGCGCCGGACAGGAGCUCCUCCUCCUCAAGCAGCAGCAGCAGCAGCUCCCCCAGCCCCAGCCCCAGCCGCCGUACCAGCCUGGACGAGCGGCAGCGCCUGGUGGGGUCCGACCCGCUGUCCUCGGAUGCGGUAGGGACGGCAGGAGCGGAGGGCGGCAGCGGCAGCGGAGGGCCACUGGAGGGGGGCCUACCGGGGGGAGCAGGGGGGGCGGGUGUGUCGGCAGCUGCGGCUGCUGCUGCCUCCGCUAUGGAGCUCGGGCAGGCCCCCCGCGUGUCCCGCCAGACCUCCCUGGAGCGCCCCCCCGCCGGCGGCAGCCCCGAGGGCCCAAGCUCCCCCCGGCAGCCCCGCUUCAGCCUCCACACCGUCAAGUCCUUUGUGCUGGGAGCCCACCACAACCACCACCACAGCCAGCACGGGGAGCGGGACAAGGAGCGUGAGGGCAGCCACCGCGGCAGCAGCAGCCUGAGGCGCGGCAGCAGGAGCCGCCGCAGCAGUCAUGACGGCAGCACCUCCAGUAGCAGCAGUAGCAGCAGCAGCAGCUCGGGUGACCCGCACUCGCACCUGCGGACGGGGUCGAAUGCGCUGUCGGACAAUGCGCCGCUGAUUGAGGCGAUUGAGGCGCUGGAGGACCAACUUGAGGACAACCGGGUGCUGCCCGGUCAGCCCAUCGGCAUCAUCACCAUCGAGGACGUCAUCGAGGAACUGUUGCGCUUCGAGAUCAUGGACGAAACCGACCAGUACAUGGACAACGAGAAGUCCAAGCCCGCCAUGGACGCCAAGCAGGAGAUGAGUCAAGCGCUGCCGCAGCGGCUGCAGGACCUGUUGGGGCUCUUCAGCGGGCGGGACGUCUCCAACAGCCUCGCGCGCAUCAGCAGCCUGCGCCGUCGUUCCAAGGAUUUCCCCUGGGCUUCUCCGUUCGGCAUGGCGCCAGCGACCUCGGCAGGACUCAGUGCGAUACCGCUGCAGGCGACAGCAGCGGGAGCGGCGGCGGCGGGAGCAGCAUGCCUGGGUGGCGGCGGUUUUGGUGUGGGUGGCGGCCUUAGGCUGGUUCGUUCCGGGAGUUUCGGAGCGGUGCAGCACUCGGCGUUGAACGUUGCGGGCGUUACGUCGUCGCCGGGCGUUACGUCGUCGACUGCUCCGGUGAUUGCGAUGGUGAGCAUGCCCCCCUCGCAUGCUGCCGGAACAGCGGCAGCACCAGGCACUGCGACAACCGGCGGGGGGACUGUGGCGUUCAAGCGGCCAGCCUUCCUGCAGGCGAUCCUCGGGGCGGCUGUGUUGCCCCCGCCCUCGCCUGUAACUGCCAACGGCAGCGCAGCUGGGCCCGCCGCCUCCGCUGCGGGUGGUGGUGCAGCUGCUGCUUCAGGAGCAGCAGCGGCCCCCCGCUUCCGUCGCUCGGCAUCAGGAAGCCUGGUGCCCCCCGCACCAGUAGCCGGCGGCGGCGCGACGGCCGCUGCCGCAUCCCUCAGCGUAGCGAAUGGCGGCAAGGGUAGCACCAGUGCCGCAGUAGGCAACGGCGUGGGUACGGCAAGCGGCAGUCCCAGAAGCGGCCAUGGCGGCGGGGGCGGUUGGUUCUUCGGUAGCUCGCCGCCGGGCGCAGGCGCGGAGGGAGGGCUGCUCAGUCGGCGCGGUUACACCAGUUUACUGCAGGG